AUGGCUGGACUCGGUGUUCCCGUCAAAUUGCUACAUGAAUCUUUGGGACAUAUCAUAACCGUUGAGGUAAAAACUGGCCAGCUGUAUCGUGGAAAACUUGCAGAAGCUGAAGAUAAUAUGAAUAUCUUUAUGAGAGACGCUACGGUGACAGGUCGCGAUGGUCGUGUUUCGCAGCUGGAUCAAGUGUACAUUCGAGGCAGCAUGAUUCGUUUCUUCAUCGUCCCGGAUAUGUUGAAGAAUGCUCCAAUGUUCAGGAGAUCAGGACCGAAUGGACUAAAGGGAAAGGGUAUCGGUACUGCGCGUGGGCGUGCAACCAUUAUGCGAGCCAACGCUCGUCGUGGUCGCGGCGUCGCACCAACAGCUUCCCGGGGAAUCCGAAGAUGA
Messenger RNA from Lentinula edodes (shiitake mushroom), 384 nucleotides. RefSeq lists its product as uncharacterized. Gene Ontology annotation, molecular function: RNA binding. Gene Ontology annotation, cellular component: U12-type spliceosomal complex; U4 snRNP; pICln-Sm protein complex. The coding region runs from base 1 to 384 and encodes 127 amino acids. The transcript has 5 exons. NCBI's taxonomy places the organism in Eukaryota, Fungi, Basidiomycota, Agaricomycetes, Agaricales, Omphalotaceae. Gene Ontology annotation, biological process: spliceosomal snRNP assembly; RNA processing. The record is from RefSeq and is a predicted model, not a curated record.